Ylistrum balloti is the source of this 6311-nucleotide messenger RNA. RefSeq names its product RNA-binding protein Ro60-like. NCBI's taxonomy places the organism in Eukaryota, Metazoa, Mollusca, Bivalvia, Pectinida, Pectinidae. The record is from RefSeq and is a predicted model, not a curated record. The transcript has 9 exons. The coding region runs from base 130 to 1761 and encodes 543 amino acids. Gene Ontology annotation, molecular function: RNA binding. Gene Ontology annotation, cellular component: ribonucleoprotein complex.
GAACUGCGAUGAGCAUGCUGUAAAUUCCUGAAAUAUUUCUCCCAUUCCACUGUCUAACGUACCUGGCAGUCGUGAUAUCAUUAUCGACGGCGGUACUUUUAAUUAUACACAGGAGGAAGUUCGGUGACCAUGGCUUCGCCAGAAAUGUGCAACUUUGAUGCAUUCAAAAGAUUUCUUCAUUUAUGUACUGAUGGAGCAGUGUAUAAAGUUAUCGGGAAUUGUUGUACAACCGAAAAAACACAAUUUUUAACGGAGUUGCUCAAUGAUCACAAAGGAAAAGAGAUUUUGACGGAAGUUUUAAAAUGUCACACAGAGAGAAAUUCAGUGAAAAAAGACACAUUGCUGUUCACUGUGGCACUAUGUGCAAAGUCUACAGAUAAAGAUAUAAAACAACAAGCAUAUCAAACAUUCCUAAAGAUAUGUAAAUCUCCAAGGGAAUUAUUUCAGUUUUUAAGUUAUCAAAAAUCAUUGACAGAAAAUACUAGAGGAUGGGGUAGGUCCCUAAAACAUGCAGUCAGCCAAUGGUAUAAUCAACAAACACCACUAAGUUUGGCAGAGAGUGUUACACGCCAGAUUAGCUACUGUGGCUGGACACAUAGGGAUGUGUUACGUCUUGGUCAUAUAAAAGGGGCAAGUGAUGCUACCUGCCUUAUCUUCAAAUAUCUAGUAAAAGGAAUUGACGAGGCUAAGAAAGAAUUUGACAAGGAUGGAGCUUCUGAGGAUGUACGGAAGGUGCUGGAUUAUCUUGUUACCGUGGAUACCAUAAAACACUCCACAGAUGACCACCAGGUGGCAUGCCUGGUUGAAAAACACAAAUUUGGUUUGGAGAGUAUACCUACCAAACUCCUUAAUUCUAAAGAGGUUUGGCGGGCCCUGAUCAAUGUUAUUCCUAUGACAACAUUACUACAGUAUUUUGGGAAACUGGCAGCUGUUGGGCUGUUAGAAGCUUCAUGUGAAACCAGUAAAGUUUUGGUAGAGAAGCUGCAGGAUGUUGAUGCUCUCAAGGAAGGGAGGGUGGACCCAUUGUCUGUCCUUCUGGCCUCAAGAAUAUAUGAACAAGGCAAGGGGGGCAAGCCCAAGUGGUCACGAAAUGAGGAGAUAGUUCAUGCCCUUGACGCGGCCUUUGAUUCUGCAAUUAAGAAAAACAUGGAGGCUACGAAAAAACGUUACUUAGUGGCAGUGCGGGUAGGCGUGAGCAAGGGAAAGCUAGCAGUACGAGGGACGCAAGUCCUGUCCAAUAUCAUUGCUGCGGCUGCCAUGACAUCAAUGACUAUGAAGAGUGAGGAUAAGGUGGAUGUUGUUUAUUUUACCCGUAGUGUCACUCCCCUUCCUGUCAGUGCUGAUUCCAAGCUCUCUGACAUCUGUGAUGAACUAGCCACUCAAAUCAUCAUAGCAGACAACCUCCCAGAGCCUGAGGAAGACAAGCCAAAAAAUGAUGAACCAGUAUUUAGAGGGGUACCUCCUCCACCAUGUGACAUUGCAGGACCAAUCAAAUGGGCCAGUGAAAACAAGAAAGCAGUAGACGUAUUCCUGAUCCUGACAGACAAUCGGGACAAAUCUACUGGAAACGUCUCCCCGCAGGAUGCUCUACAACAGUAUAGAAAAGAUAUGGACAUGCCAAAUGCAAAAAUGGUGACGUGUGGCUUUACUAGUUCAACAAUGUGGGUGGCAGAGCAGAAUGACAAAGGGAUGCUGGAUAUCGCAGGCUUUGAUUUGACUGUACCAAACGUGAUACAUAACUUUGUGAUGGACACUUAUUGAUGUGUAAAGACAUUAAUAUAAAAGUCUGUUAUCUGUGUAGGCAGCCAUGGCCAGUCAGGCAAUGGCCAUGCUUCCCCCAGUCUUUAGUCAUUAUAAAUACCUGUGUUCACAAGUGGAUUUUCUUGGUAUAUGGAUUAAUGCUAAAUGAUAUACUGUAAAAGUUGGUAUUUGAUUCGAAUUUCAUAAGAAACUUUGAAGUAAGAAGAUUGCUUUUUUUACAGAAGUUAAAAAAACAGAGUAUAGUUUACUCUUUUUACCUUUGGCAUAUCUAUUUUUUAAGUUUAUUCAAUUCUGGUAUAUAGGGAAAAAAUUAAUCCUCUCAAACAUGACAACUUUUACAGAAGAUCAUAGACACUUGACUAUAAUGGUCAGAUUUCUUUCAUCAUGGAAUUGAAUUAUGAAAUUGAUAUUGAUCUGUUAUAUAUCAGUCGGUUUUGGUAAAGUUUUGUGUAUUUCUGGGUAGUUUUUACACUUUGUCAUAGUGUGGGGUUGGAUUACGAUGGGCAUUAUCCACUUAUUACAAGGUACCAUAUUAUUUUUGUUUGUUUUUUGUAGGAUCUCUCUAUUUUAAUCCAUUUACCUCAAACUUAUUUAAAUCUAAUUCACUCUUUCUCUCAUGCUCAAGACAGCUGGUUUUUUUUUAACUCAUCCACAUACAAGUCAGUAACUUGAAAUGAAAGUAAAAAAAAACAGUUUUUAACUUGUAUUCAAACUCAAAUUAUAAGCAAGGUCCUCAAAAUACUGUGAUGACAUUAAAUUUUUUUCUGGAUCAAAGGAUCUGGAGUAGAUUGGGUUUUAUUGUUCAUAACAUUGUACAUGUACUUUAGAUUUUCGCUGUCAGAUGUUAAUAUCAUCACAGCCACACUGUAGAGUAUACCACUUUUGAUAGUUUAAGUGACUAGUAAAUAUGACGUCUGUUCGGUGAAUGAUCUGAUGUUGUAAAAUAGGACUGUGGAGUUACCGAUAUCUCCUUUGUGUUGUAGAAAUAGAUUUUGCAUACAUCAAAGUGUUCUGCACAUGACAAAUACUCACUCCAUGGGCCAGUCUCAGUUCUGAUCUUUGCAUGUUGAGAAUACCUAAAAGAGUAAAGUUAUCUCCCCUGUGUUAUAUACCUGUAUUCACAAAAUGUAAAUUACAGUCAUAUGGAAUAGAAAUCUCUUUCAAGCAUAACAGAAAACACAUUGUGUUUGGAUUCUGUCAUUUGUAUCAUUAUUGUUUCACUUGAAGACAUGUUCAGUUAUCAAUCAGCUAGAGUUAGCAUUUUUCAAGAGAAUUGAAAUAUACUGUAUUUAAUUUCAUAUCAAUUAAUAUUAUUGUGCACUAUACAUAAUUUUUAUCUACUAAUGUUUACUGUAUUACAGAUUCUUUUUCAUGGAUUACCAACAUACGAAAACAUUAAUGAUAUUCUUUACAAUUUAGUCUCCCAAAAGGCUAAGAAAAAUCUGACAAAGGAGUCGCAUUUAAUGGUACAUGUUUAUCAUUUUUUAUAUAUAUCAAUGCCGUUUUGGAUUGGAGACAAUUUGCUAGAUGAGUUGUUAAUGUAUGGAUACUUCAGCUAUCUUAAAUUUAUCUUAGGAGAAGUACUUUAUAGUAAAUCACCUUCUAAAAUUAUACUUAUAUAUACAUAUAAUCAAAAUUAUUAUUGUUCAUUCGACUUAUCUAGAAUAUAGAGGUGAAGGAGUAACAGAAUCUCAAUAAUCAGUUAUAAUCCCUUCUCAUAUUUUAUUACCAGCAACAUAGUGUUGAUAAACUGAAAAAAAAUAUAUUAACGUGUUUAUCUGUAUACCUAUGUAGAUAAAACCUCCUGCAAGAGGAAUUUUAUGAAUAGUUCAAAGACAUAAAUAUUUAAGAAUCCACAAAUGUAAAGGGUUUGUUAUAGAUAUAACAGUGAUCAGGCCAUGGAGGCAUGUUAUUAAGAUGUAUUUAACUUCUACUGGAAUAAAGUAUCUCUAGAUGCGAAACAUUUAUGUGACAACAAGGAGAGAGUAGUUUGUAACUGUCCUAACUACAUCAGAAAUGGGUUAAAAAAUUGUGGAGGAGGUGGAGGACAUGUGUAGAUGAUUGGUGUAACAUUUGAUUAGAUUGCUAUACAAUAAUAUGAUAUAGGAGUUCCAGAAAUAUAAUGUAACUAGCUAAAAACUGUCAUCAGUAAAUUAAUAAACAAUUUGGGUGAUCUCCAUGAAAAAACCAGCUUACAGUUGAAAUAGGUUCAAGUAUCUUUCAUUACAGAUUAUACAAAAAAAUUAACAAGUAGAACGGCAUACACUGACUUUUCUAUCAGUUGUACAGACGAGAUCUGAAGGGAAUGGACGUCCCAUGGUGGACAUGAAUGUGUGGUUUAUGUUUGUUUUGUGUUCCUUUGUACCAUUGUCUGUAAUUUGGCUUGGAUAUUUCUCUCGGCUUCUGUUUGAAUUGGAAGUAUUUAUUGUUACCUGGUUGGAAUAGCUCACCUGAUAUGAAAGUGCCUGUAAAUUCAUGUGAUGGUACAGUUUUCUGGUGUUAUAUUUUUCCAUUUUAAGAAAAUACUUUUAGGAACUGUGAGGCGAAGGGCUCAGAUGGUUUUUAAGCAAAUGAUCUUGACUUACAAUAUUAUUGCAAUGGUAGUUCUCAUUAAAGAACUGUUAAUGCUGUAAUCAAAAUACAAAAUACAAGAUUGGAAUUUUACAUUUGUACUGCUUGAAUGACAGACUAGUGUCCAGGAAAAUAACCCUUCUUGGCCCACAUGGAAGGUCAUCAGGUCAGGUAUGUUGAAGAUGAAUAGAGCAAAUAUAGUUGGUGUGACAUGAAAAAGGAUGAUGGGAUAUUCAAUACAAACAACUUCUCAUGACGAUCAAUAAAUCUUGAAUUAUCAUAGUUGGGCUGUAAUAAUUUUAAUCAUGAGACAUCUAAAUGAUAACAUAGCAGCAAUCACAGAAUUUUACUAACUGUACUCUUUGGUCAUUGUUAACUAUUACUUUACGGUUAACAAUUUUUUUUUUUUUUAUUAGGAUGUCUUGUAUUUCUCUACAAGCAUUGACCUUGCUGAUGUAUUUAGUUGUAUAAUGAAUUAAAGUCUAGACAGCCUCAACCCUAAUUCAAAUUAACAAAAGCCCAAAAUGUCAAAACCUUCUUUUUAUACUUUGGUACAUUUGCAAACUGAAGUAUGUUCUCUAAAUAAAUGAUUCAAUCUCCAAAUAUCUGAUAAGCCAAAAAAGGAUUUUUCAACACAGUCAAAUAGAUGAUAAACAUGCCCUUUGAGCCUCUUGCUUUCAUUGGUUUACUGUUGUUUAAGAUGAUAUAUCACAGAAAUAUAAUGAAUAACAUUGACAAUAAAAUUGAUGUAUAUGUUGAUCUACCUUACAGAGACAGCUGAUGUCCAAAACUUUAAUAUUGUGCUAUUGCUGGCUUUGGAUUUAUAUGGCUAUUCAGAGGAGUCUAACUUAGUUUUACUAGUCAACAAUUUUGUACUACUCUCACUAUAAAUGUAUCAAUUUUUGGUUAGGGUAUGAUAUUUUUCCUGCAGUUUUCCUUUAUUUGUGUGCGUUUUUGUUAAGAUUUUGCUCACCUCAUUAUAAUUGUAAGGUAACGAUUAUCAAAAUAAGCAUUGUCCUCUUAAUCCUAGAAAUUGAUAGUGUUCAUUUUCCAUAGAUAAUUUGUCAAAGUCUGCCUAGUGUCAGAAGUGGGAUUAAGGAACAUUUUGGAAAUGUUUAGUUUUCAUUGUAAUUUAGAAUGGUGAAAUUUGUUUAAAGUUCUUUUGGUUUAUGAAUUGAUCAGAACAGUUUUCUGAAUAAGUUUUCACGCACACAAUACAAAUCUAGCCCGACUUUGAACAAUCUUGAAAUAUUAGGGUAACUUGUUACAUUACGUACAUGUACCUACUAAUUGUUUACCUGUGUUUGAUUUGUUUUUCACCUGUUUGUGAGCCAGCAAGUGCCUGUCUGUCUGUCCAAUUAUAUACCCCUGUCUUGUUACAGUUCGCAAAAAAACACUGAUACAGCACAUAUUCCAGAAUUCAUACCAAUAUUGGUAAUUGAUUGAUAGUUAUUUUGCAAAAUUUCUCAGAAAUUUUAUAUGAAAAAUGGUAUGAUUCCAAAUAUUUUCUGAAUUGCAUCUCCUCAGUACUUUUUUUGAGGAAGAGAGAAGCUGAUUGCUUUACUGGAAUAUUUUGAACUGGUGUGAAAAACAUUGUUGUGUUAGUAAGUUUUAACACAUUUACAGGCAUAAUAAUGUCUGAAAUAUGCAAGGUGCAGUGUUUGCCUGAUGAACUUUGAUAGGACAUGUGGGAUGAGUUUCUAUGACAACCAGGGAUGUCCACUUACUGGUAUGCUAUAGAAUGUUUGCUCGUCCAAAUGUUACAUGCUCUAGCAAUGCUAAUCCUAACUAUUGUAGAACAUAAUCGUGGGCAGACAGAUUUCUGUGGAAUUACUUUUAUCCCAUGGAUGUUGAGCAUUGGACCUGCCCUGGUAUACCUUUUUUGUAUAAGGAGCCAUUCCCAAAAUGUUUGGUUUGGUCUGACGAAUAGACCUCUAAUACAACACGUCAUGGUCAAUAAAACGCUUUGGCUACGUCAA